AUGGAGGCGGAGCGCAUUAUGGCGCAGCUGCAGAGCGAGAACGAGCGACAGGACGCCGUCCCAGAUGACGGCAGCCCCAAGUACAUGCCCUCCACGGAAGACACUGACCCGAUCGUGCGGGCCCUCAAGACGGUCCUCAAGUGCAAGGAGGUCACAGACUGGGAGCUGCUAGACAGUCGAUGGAACGGCAACGAGGCCUUGAGGUGGACCACCGACAGGGGGCCGUUCUUUGUUAAGAUGAACCGGGUGGAAGACAUGAGCGUCUUCAUGACAGAGGCCGUGAGCUUGAGCGCUUUGGCGAAGGCAGAUGUGAUGCAGGUGCCCAAGCCGCUGCACCUGGGGGUGCUACCAAAGGUCGGGGAAAUCGGGCCUGGCGCCUUCAUGAUCCUCGAGCAUCUGGCGCUCGUUCCCUUCGGCCCCAUGCGCCCCGGAAACCAGGCCGCCCUGGGGAACAGCUUGGCGGACCUGCACCUGAGCAAGGAGCACGACGCAUUGCACCAGGGGAGGUUCGGGUUCCCGGUGUCCAAUUUCCUGGCGCUGACGCCCCUGAACAACGCGUGGUGCGACACAUGGACGGAGUUCUUCAAGAGGCGCAUGUCGGACCAGAUCGAAGGCUUGCUCAAGGACAAGGCGUACGGCCGAGCCGCGCUGGUAGAGGGGGAGCCCGACACGGCUGACGUGUUGAAGCGAUUCAGAGCGGUGGAGGGGAGGGUGGGCGACAUUCUGGAGGGAGCCACCGUGACGCCUUCACUUCUACACGGGGACCUGUGGAUAGGGAACACGGGGGCUACCAUCGAGGGGCCGUGUAUGUUCGACCCGGCGAGUUUCUUCGGCCACUCCGAGUUCGAGCUGGCCAUCAUGGAAAUGUUUGGGGGGUUCCAGGAGCCGUUUUGGACUGCGUACCACGACAAGAUCCCGAAGGCGGAGGGCUUCGAGCGAAGACAGAAGCUGUACAAGCUGUACCACUACCUGAACCAGCUGAAUCUCUUCGGCGACCCGAAGGUCCGGGAGACGGUGGAGACGCUCACCAAUGAGAUGUUGUCGGAUCUGGAUGGAUAGACCGCUGUCAUCGAUUUUUCAAAAGACAGGACCGUGUCCCCCCUUCCUUGCUCGUGCGUAAAGGCCAAUAGUGACGUGUCUAGCAGCGUCUACAGCGUAAGGACAGAUGCGUACACAUGUGUGUACCGGUCUAUAGUUUAUGUUUUGGAAUCGAUGCUUGGAUCGUGUUCGAAAGUUGGAGGACAUUCUGGUGUGCGAAUCUGCCCUGGAAUUCCUCUGCGUAGCGACAAGUGUCAAGAGAGACAGAGAGAGAUCUGGAGGUUCUUUGGGAUGUAGGUAGGUAUGCACAAGUUUUUAGGACUUAGCUCCUACCAUCCAAAACAAGCUGCAGCCUGUGUAGAAGAAGUUAUUCGGAAGAAAUCCCCGAGAUACUUUUUGGAGUCUCCCGAAGGUUAAGGUUCUUGCUGUAAACGGUGGCGUCGGCGGAGCAGGACUGCAUAGAUGUGGUGCAAACAGCAGUGGUGGCACAAACUGUAGUCGAUCAAAUAGCGUAGACUUAGAAGGGGUGAUUAACACGGUUAGACAGCUAGGGGGUUAGAGAGUCGUCAUUUCUGUCGACCAAAAAAAAAAUCGAAGUUCAGCGACGGAGGGCAGCAGCUACUUCCGACUUCAUGUUGCCCCAUGGUAAAUCGAGGCACCCUCUAGGCUGCGGUAUGACUUCAUGUGCUCCACGAUGAAUCGAAGCACCCUGUGGGCUGCGGUAUAGCUCCCGACCAUGUUGGACUGCCGCCGUUUUUU
Molecule: messenger RNA, 1797 nt
Organism: Ectocarpus siliculosus
Lineage: Eukaryota; Phaeophyceae; Ectocarpales; Ectocarpaceae
Source: the annotation of a GenBank genome assembly